CAAAAAUGUAAAUAGUGCUGAGGGCGAGAAACCCUGCUAUAAAAAUGAAAGAAGUUUGGUCUAUAGGGUUGUUUGGAUUUAGACAAGACAUUGCCCCAGUAGUGGUGGUAGAAAUAAGAGGAACCCGGUGCUUUUGCAAAGCCCAUAUCUGGGGUGGCUUAAAUAAUCUCUCCUCUCCCCGCCCCCCGACCUGAUCUUUGUAGUUGGAAACUCCAGGGCUGGCUGCCUGGAGUCUUUGUGACUCUACACUUCCGGCCACCCAUCACUUCAUCUCAGAAGACUCGAGAUUAGGAUCACUCCAUACCAUCAAGAAAGUUGAUGCUAUUGGGUCCAUCUCAAGCUGAUCUUGGCACCUCUCAUGCUCUACUCUCUUCAACCAGACCUCUACAUUCCAUUCUGGAAGAAGACUAAAAAUGAUGUUUCCAGUGUGGACACUGAAGAGACAAAUUCUUAUCCUUUUUAACAUAAUCCUAAUUUCCAAACUCCUUGGGGCUAGAUGGUUUCCUAAAACUCUGCCCUGUGAUGUCACUCUGGAUGUUUCAAAGAACCAUGUGAUCGUGGACUGCACAGACAAGCAUUUGACAGAAAUUCCUGGAGGUAUUCCCACCAACACUACGAACCUCACCCUCACCAUAAACCACAUACCAGACAUCUCCCCAGCGUCCUUUCACAGACUGGUCCAUUUGGUAGAGAUCGAUUUCAGAUGCAACUGUGUACCUAUUCGAUUGGGGUCAAAAAGCAACAUGUGCCCCAGGAGGCUGCAGAUUAAACCCAGAAGCUUUAGUGGACUCACUUAUUUAAAAUCCCUUUACCUGGAUGGAAACCAGCUUCUAGAGAUACCGCAGGGCCUUCCACCCAGCUUACAGCUUCUCAGCCUUGAGGCCAACAACAUCUUUUCCAUCAGAAAAGAGAAUCUAACAGAACUGGCCAACAUAGAAAUACUCUACCUGGGCCAAAACUGUUAUUAUCGAAAUCCUUGUUAUGUUUCAUAUUCAAUAGAAAAAGAUGCCUUCCUAAACUUGACAAAGUUAAAAGUGCUCUCCCUGAAAGAUAACAAUGUCACAACCGUCCCUACUGUUUUGCCAUCUACUUUAACAGAACUAUAUCUCUACAACAACAUGAUUGCAGAAAUCCAAGAAGAUGAUUUUAAUAACCUCAACCAAUUACAAAUUCUUGACCUAAGUGGAAAUUGCCCUCGUUGUUAUAAUGCCCCAUUUCCUUGUACGCCAUGUAAAAAUAAUUCUCCCCUACAGAUCCCUGUAAAUGCUUUUGAUGCGCUGACAGAAUUAAAAGUUUUACGUCUACACAGUAACUCUCUUCAGCAUGUGCCCCCAAGAUGGUUUAAGAACAUCAACAAUCUCCAGGAACUAGAUCUGUCCCAAAACUUCUUGGCCAAAGAAAUUGGGGAUGCCAAAUUUCUGCAUUUUCUCCCCAACCUCAUCCAAUUGGAUCUGUCUUUCAAUUUUGAACUUCAGGUCUAUCGUGCAUCUAUGAAUCUAUCACAAGCAUUUUCUUCACUGAAAAGCCUGAAAAUUCUGCGGAUCAGAGGAUAUGUCUUCAAAGAGCUGAAAAGCUUUAACCUCUCUCCAUUACAUAAUCUUCAAAAUCUUGAAGUUCUUGAUCUUGGUACUAACUUUAUAAAAAUUGCUAACCUCAGCAUGUUUAAACAAUUUAAAAGAUUGAAAGUCAUAGAUCUUUCAGUGAAUAAAAUAUCACCUUCAGGAGAUUCAAGUGAAGUUGGCUUCUGCUCAAAUGCCAGAACUUCUGUAGAAAGUUAUGAACCCCAGGUCCUGGAACAAUUAUAUUAUUUCAGAUAUGAUAAGUAUGCAAGGAGUUGCAGGUUCAAAAACAAAGAGGCUUCUUUCACUUCUGUUAAUGAAAGCUGCUACAAGUAUGGGCAGACCUUGGAUCUAAGUAAAAAUAGUAUAUUUUUUAUCAAGUCCUCUGAUUUUCAGCAUCUUUCUUUCCUCAAAUGCCUGAAUUUGUCAGGAAAUCUCAUUAGCCAAACUCUUAAUGGCAGUGAAUUCCAACCUUUAGCAGAGCUGAGAUAUUUGGACUUCUCCAACAACCGGCUUGAUUUACUCCAUUCAACAGCAUUUGAAGAGCUUCGCAAAUUGGAAGUUCUGGAUAUAAGCAGUAAUAGCCAUUAUUUUCAAUCAGAAGGAAUUACUCAUAUGCUAAACUUUACCAAGAACCUAAAGGUUCUGCAGAAACUGAUGAUGAACGACAAUGACAUCUCUUCCUCAACCAGCAGGACCAUGGAGAGUGAGUCUCUUAGAACUCUGGAAUUCAGAGGAAAUCACUUAGAUGUUUUAUGGAGAGAUGGUGAUAACAGAUACUUACAAUUAUUCAAGAAUCUGCUAAAAUUAGAGGAAUUAGACAUCUCUAAAAAUUCCCUAAGUUUCUUGCCUUCUGGAGUUUUUGAUGGUAUGCCUCCAAAUCUAAAGAAUCUCUCUUUGGCCAAAAAUGGGCUCAAAUCUUUCAUUUGGGAAAAACUCCGUUAUCUAAAGAACCUUGAAACUUUGGACCUCAGCCACAACCAACUGACGACUGUCCCUGCGAGAUUAUCCAACUGUUCCAGAAGCCUCAAGAAUCUGAUUCUUAAGAAUAAUCAAAUCAGGAGUCUGACGAAGUAUUUUCUACAAGAUGCCUUCCAGUUGCGAUAUCUGGAUCUCAGCUCAAAUAAAAUCCAGAUGAUCCAAAAGACCAGCUUCCCAGAAAAUGUCCUCAACAAUCUGAAGAUGUUGCUUUUACAUCAUAAUCGGUUUUUGUGCACCUGUGAUGCUGUGUGGUUUGUCUGGUGGGUUAACCAUACGGAGGUGACUAUUCCUUACCUGGCCACAGACGUGACUUGCGUGGGGCCAGGAGCACACAAGGGCCAGAGUGUGAUCUCCCUGGAUCUGUAUACCUGUGAGUUAGAUCUGACUAACCUGAUUCUGUUCUCACUUUCCAUAUCUGUAUCUCUCUUUCUCAUGGUGAUGAUGACAGCAAGUCACCUCUAUUUCUGGGAUGUGUGGUAUAUUUACCAUUUCUGUAAGGCCAAGAUAAAGGGGUAUCAGCGUCUAAUAUCACCAGACUGUUGCUAUGAUGCUUUCAUUGUGUAUGACACUAAAGACCCAGCUGUGACAGAGUGGGUUUUGGCUGAGCUGGUGGCCAAACUGGAAGACCCAAGAGAGAAACAUUUUAAUUUAUGUCUCGAGGAAAGGGACUGGUUACCAGGGCAGCCAGUUCUGGAAAACCUUUCCCAGAGCAUACAGCUUAGCAAAAAGACAGUGUUUGUGAUGACAGACAAGUAUGCAAAGACCGAAAAUUUUAAGAUAGCAUUUUACUUGUCCCAUCAGAGGCUCAUGGAUGAAAAAGUUGAUGUGAUUAUCUUGAUAUUUCUUGAGAAGCCCUUUCAGAAGUCCAAGUUCCUCCAGCUCCGGAAAAGACUCUGUGGGAGUUCUGUCCUUGAGUGGCCAACAAACCCGCAGGCUCACCCAUACUUCUGGCAGUGUCUAAAGAACGCCCUGGCCACAGACAAUCACGUGGCCUAUAGUCAGGUGUUCAAGGAAACGGUCUAGCCCUUCUUUGCAAAACACGACUGCCUAGCUUACCAAGGAGAUGCCUGGUGGUUUAAAUUGUUUUCAUGUAUGUCACACCAAAAGCGUGUUUUGAAAUUCUUCAAGAAAUGAGAUUGCCCAUAUUUCGGGGGAGUCACCAACAUCUGUCACAGGAGUUGGAAAGAUGGAAUUUAUAUAAUGCAUUGAGUCUUCUUUCCUAUGUCUCUGUGUCUCUAUUUGCACUUAAGUCUCUCCCCUCAGCUCUUGUAUAAAAUACUGUUGGGAAAGGAGUGCCAAGUAAAAAACACAGGGCUCUGAUGCUCCUGUAAUUGUGAUGAUUAAAUAUACACACAAUCAUGACAUUGAGAAGAACUGCAUUUCUACCCUUAAAAAGUACUGGUAUAUACAGUAAUAGGGUUAAAAAAAAGCUCAAGCUCUGUCUAUAUGAGACCAAAAUGUACUAGAGUUAGUUUAGUGAAAUAAAAACCCAGUCAACUGGCUGGGCACGGUGGCUCAUGCUUGUAAUCCCAGCACUUUGGGAGGCCGAGGCGGGUGGAUCACGAGAUCAGGAGUUCAAGACCAGUCUGGCCAACACGGUGAAACCCUGUCUCUACUAAAAAUACAAAAAUUAGCUGGGCGUGGUGGCAGGUGCCUAUAAUCCCAGCUACUUGGGAGGCUGAGGCAGGAGAAUUGCUUGAACCUGGGAGGCGGAGGUGGCAGUGAGCCAAGAUUGUGCCACUGCACUCCAGCCUGGGCGACAGAGCUAGACUCUGUCUCAAAAAACAAACAAACAAACAAAACCCAGUCAACUUCUUAACCAAUUGCUUCUGUGUCAUCCAGGGCCCCGUUCUGUGCAGAUCGAGUGUGGGCACCACACAGGUGGUUGCUGCUUCAGUGCUUCCUGCUCUUUUCCCUUGGGCCUGCUCCUGGCUUCCAUAGGGAAACAGUGAGAAAGAAAGACACAUCCUUACCAUAAACGGAUAUGGUCCACCUACAAAUGGAAAAAUAUUUAAAUGAUCUGCCUUUAUACAAAGUGAUAUUCUCUACCUUUGAUAAUUUACCUGCUUAAAUGUUUUUAUCUGCACUGCAAAGUACGGUAUCCAAAGUAAAAUUUCCUCAUCCAAUAUCUUUCAAACUGUUUUGUUAACUAAUGCCAUAUAUUUGUAAAUACCUGCACGCUUGAUACAGCAAUGUUAGAUGGUUUUGACGGUAAGCCCUAAAGGAAGACUCCGAGAGUGUGUAUUUAUCUAUACUUUUAUCGGAGAUGACAAUUAUUUGAAUGCCAAUUAUAUGGAUUCCUUUCAUUUUUUGCUGGGGGAUGGGAGAAGAAACCAAAGUUUAUAGACCUUCACAUUGAGAAAGCUUCAGUUUUGAACUUCAACUAUCAGAUUCAAAAACAACAGAAAACAACAGAAAGAACCAAGACAUUCUUAAGACGCAUGUACUUUCAACUGGGUAUAAAUUCAUGAGUUCAAAGAUUGAAACCUGACCAAUUGGCUUUAUUUCAUGGAAGAAGUGAUCUACAAUGGUGUUUGUGCCAUUUGGAAAACAGCGUGCAUGUGUUCAAGCCUUUGAUUGAAGACAUCAUAUUUUCCUCAUAUGUGGCAGUGCCAAAGGCUUUACUUUACCUGUGAGUACACACUAAAUGAAUUAUUUCCAAAGGACAUUUAAUCAGUAAGGGUCACAAAUUCCCAAAUUAAUCUCUGGAAUAAAUAGAGAGGUAAUUGAAUUGCUGGAGUCAACUGUUUCACAACUUCUGUAAGCUUUAUUGUGUUUCAUAGUUUCUGUUCUUCUUCCAUGAGAACAAGGAUAAUGGCAUUAAAAAAUCAGCUUUUCGCCAUUAUAAAUUGUCUUCUAUUGAAACACAUAAAUACAUAAAAUCACUUGAAGACAACUUAAACACUUUCUGAAAUGGAUCAAGAGGAAGGGAAAAUGAAAAUAAUGCAACUCAGAAACCACAGAGUAUUUUGACAUGAGGUUAAGUACGGUGGUUUGUUAUAGGAAAAUAACAGCACACUAACAGAUGGUUUUUAUCGGAAUUCUUUGGUAAUCUUGACAUGUCAUACUUUUAACUUUCUGAGGGCCCUCAGUGCAGCUUUGUAGGACUGGAGCUGUUCAUAGAUGGUCCCCACAAAGCUCUGAAUGUGGGGCUUCUCUGCUGACUGGCCUCUGGUUGGCUCCACCCCAGAAGGGACUCUCAGAUUUUCCAUGAAUUCUGCUUCCACCAUCAAGUGUUGGUUCAAGCCCCUUUCAACCUUGACUUGGCCAGGGAGUGUCCUUUCUCUUCAGAUAGAUACUACACCUUAGCAAGACUUGGUAUUUUUAGAAUCCAAGCCAAGAGAGGCACUUGGCAGGGCAAAUGUUAUGGAUGAGAAAAAGGCAAAACAUGUGUCUGCAGUUUGUAGAGGAGAGAGGAUGAGUCUGAUUGUAGCCCCGACCCUGAGUCAGGAUCUCUCGGCCCCAUUUGCAGGUCUACUUCCAGCUCCAUCUGUCUGGACACUCUUUUAGGUCCAGAUCAUCUCUUACAUGUGACCAAGGAAUAUAGAGUAUGCAAGGGGAUGUGGCGACCUGAGAGUGUGGGUAACUUGUGCCCAUCUCCAAGGAAGCUGUGAUGGGGAUAGCAAGGACACACACUCUUCUUAUUUAUAAUGCCUUUCCACCUCCCAUAAGAUAUGCUUUUUAUUUACUUCCUGCUUCUCAUCCUAACUCGGGUGAACAAGAGGACCAGGUUGUACAUCCUGCUAGUUAUUUAUGGCCCAAUUUUAACAUGGGGGUGGAGUUGAGGUUGGAAUUGUUCCUCCGCCUCUGCUGCACAUGCUCAGUAAGCAGGAACACUAUUCAUGGGAAAGGCUUAGUCACAGAUAGUGGGAGCACAUCCCUCCUUGGAGCUUCGGGUCGCUGUGCUCUAGAAGCAGUUAGUUAUAGCACAUGCUGCUCCUGGCAUCUACUGGAAGGUGAAGCCCUUGACCCUAAGAAACACUGGGAAUGAUUUGUACCCUCCACAGUCCAAUAGCUACGUGGGAGGGAAACGAUCAAAGAACAUGAUUGAGGGGACUCCAACAGAGAUGUGCUUCAGACAACACCAAGACAAAGAUUAAUCCAUUUCACCAAGUUAACAAUAUACUGAAGGCGAACAAGAGAACCCACCUGCCAACCAACGCUAUGAAGAAGGAGGGUUAAAAAGAAAAUAAGUCCCAGACUCAUAAGAUGGUGUGGAAAGGGCCCUGGUGACAUAGGGGCCACCCACGCCAGUGAGAAUGAAAUCACAAUAGGGCAGUUUCACACUGUUUCAGGUUUUUUUUUUUCUUCUUCUUCUUUCCCUCCUUUCUUCUUUUGCCUCCCCCUCCCUCUCAGUUUCCUUUUUGGCUCUAGACACCCACGGCAAGUGUCAAGCUAUGUACAAGAAUGAAAAGAAGACAGCCGUUGUUGCAGGUGGAUGCUUCUGUUUGGAAGGUGUGGUUUUGUGUGCACUUUUGGUUGGAAACCUAUGUCUCUCUCACACACAUGUCCCCCACCUGCUUCAGUGAGCAUGAUCUUCUAAAAUUGGCUCCGUGGAAUCUUCCCUAGGUGACACUGGCUGGACUCUCUGCCACAUUCAAAUUCACUCUUUCUACUUAUCUCAACUUUCAAGCACUAAUUCAGUCUUUAAGAUUCCCCUAAUCUCAGGUUGUAAUUCAUUUCUAACAUGUUUGUCAUGACGUCAGUGGUUGCAUGUCUUCAUAUGUUUAUCACUGCCCCCUCUUGGGGAUUUAUAUUAAUUAAACGUUUUGGAAAAGCUCA
Cercocebus atys (sooty mangabey) is the source of this 7322-nucleotide messenger RNA. RefSeq names its product toll-like receptor 7 (gene TLR7). The transcript is spliced from 3 exons. Gene Ontology annotation, biological process: toll-like receptor signaling pathway; defense response to virus; toll-like receptor 7 signaling pathway. The record is from RefSeq and is a predicted model, not a curated record. Gene Ontology annotation, cellular component: plasma membrane. Lineage: Eukaryota; Metazoa; Chordata; Mammalia; Primates; Cercopithecidae. Gene Ontology annotation, molecular function: pattern recognition receptor activity; protein binding. The coding region runs from base 414 to 3563 and encodes 1049 amino acids.